Saitoella complicata NRRL Y-17804 is the source of this 1719-nucleotide messenger RNA. Its product is annotated as cation efflux protein. The record is from RefSeq and is a predicted model, not a curated record. Gene Ontology annotation, molecular function: zinc ion transmembrane transporter activity. Gene Ontology annotation, biological process: intracellular zinc ion homeostasis; zinc ion transport; transmembrane transport. The transcript is spliced from 6 exons. Bases 1 to 1719 code for a protein of 572 amino acids. Gene Ontology annotation, cellular component: Golgi apparatus; membrane. Lineage: Eukaryota; Fungi; Ascomycota; Saitoellomycetes; Saitoellales; Saitoellaceae.
AUGGCUUUCCUCAUUGCGUGCGCCGGAUUCGAUGUACGAACGAUUCGGAUGAAGGAGAGAUACAUGCUUAUGGGCGUUUGGCUGGUGUCCAUCCUCGUGGAUCUCGUACUAUUAUCAGAGACACCGAGCAUGAUAUUCAGCGGACACGCAGCCCUCUUCAGCGCCGUGUAUAUCUGGAUCACACAGAUUGAUGACAGGCAUCACGACGAGUUUGUUUUAAGCACGGCAGGUGCCUUCACCUUCGUCGUAUCACUGGGACAGAGCGCGUUCUCCGAAGGCGCAACUCUAGCGACUGUACCCUUCAUAGCAUGCAGCGUCACCAACGCCAUGUUCCUCAUUUGCAGACAAGCUAUGGCACCGGCUAUCAACCCUCGUUCCAUUGUCGAACACGGGUGGCCCGCUGGUGUGACACUCGCCAUCACCGGGUCUUGGGCUCUCGGAAGGAAGAACUGUGGCCUUGCAGAAGUUGCUGUCACAGGAGCCAUCUAUUGGGUUAUCCUUACAAUCAUUGCACGGCACGUUGAGAUUGCUCAGACGCCGGGUAUUGCAAACACACGUGUCCAUGCACAUAGGCAUUUGGAUCAGAAGAAAAGUACGGCAUUGGAUACCUAUAUCGCACCAAUUCUUGCUGUGGAUGAUUCCCGUCAAAUCUUCUACUUCCUCCUUUUGAACCUAUCCUUCAUGUUCGUGCAGAUGCUAUACGGUAUUUGGAGCAACAGUUUGGGGCUCGUAUCUGAUAGUAUUCAUAUGGCUUUUGAUUGCUUGGCAUUAGCUGUGGGACUACUUGCUGCAGUCAUGAGUAAAUGGCCAAGUUCUGCUGCAUACCCCUAUGGAUUUGCAAAGAUGGAGGUCCUCAGUGGUUUUGCAAACGCAAUUUUCCUAGUUCUCAUCUCUAUCUCGAUCGUGUUUGAGGCGAUCGACCGCUUGUCCGAACCGCCUGAGAUGAACACCGACAAGCUGCUGCUGGUCAGCGCUUUAGGUUUAGGUGUCAAUCUUGUCGGGAUCUUUGCUUUCAAUCAUGGUCAUGCCCACGGUCACAGUCACGGCGGCCACAGUCACGGCGGCCACAGUCACGGCGGCCACAGUCACAGCGAUAGCCAUGGCCAUGGCCAUAGCCACAACCACGAUCAUUCGCAUGAGCAUUCACACGCGCAAGACUCGCACUCCCACUCGACCACCGGAGGGCAUGAUCAUCACCAUGAUCAUGAUUGCCAUCAUGACCAUGCACCCACUCACAACCACAGUCAUGCUGGGCAUAGUCACCACGGACACGACCACAACCACAACAUGCAAGGUAUAUUCUUGCAUAUUCUUGCAGAUACCAUGGGAAGUGUUGGCGUUAUCGUGUCAACUCUUCUUAUCAAAUGGACCGGAUGGACAGGUUGGGACCCUGUUGCAUCGCUGAUGAUUGCAUUCCUCAUCACUGUUUCUGUACUACCACUUAUUGCUUCAUCUGGAAAGGCGUUACUUAUCACUUUGUCACAAAGUCAAGAGCAUGCAUUGCGGGAUGCUUUGGCAGAUGUCAGUAUUAUGAAAGGUGUUCUAAGUUACAGUGAGCCGCGGUUCUACCCUAUCGGUGAGAACCUCAGCGGGUCUGUAAAAGUGAAGGUCGGCAUUGAUGGCGACUUGGAGACGGUAAGGGAGAAGGUAGAGAAGAAGCUGCGCGAGAGCGUACCUGGGCUCAAAGAGCUCGUUGUACAAGUUGAGAGGGGCGUUUAG